Marmota flaviventris (yellow-bellied marmot) is the source of this 4251-nucleotide messenger RNA. RefSeq names its product extended synaptotagmin 1 (gene Esyt1). The record is from RefSeq and is a predicted model, not a curated record. Gene Ontology annotation, cellular component: endoplasmic reticulum membrane. Gene Ontology annotation, molecular function: calcium-dependent phospholipid binding; calcium ion binding; phosphatidylethanolamine binding. Gene Ontology annotation, biological process: lipid transport. Lineage: Eukaryota; Metazoa; Chordata; Mammalia; Rodentia; Sciuridae.
UGGGUCCCCUCCCCCAACCUGGGGAUCACUGCUUGCAAGGGGGGAGCUGGUCUCAAAACUAGGAAAUCUUUAGCCGGUGACUGCGUCGGGAGGGUCCUCCCAGAGUUGGCACCAUGGAGCGGUCUCCUGGAGAGGGCCCUAGUCCCAGCUCCAACCUGGUGGACCAGCCCGCUGCUCUCUCAGAGCCCCCUGACCAGCCCCCUGCUGCUCACACUAAGCCGGACCCAGGUUCUGGGGUCCCACCUGCUGGCCCAGGCGCGGCGGGUGAGGUGCUGGCGGUGCUGACUUCCUUCGGGCGACGAUUGUUGGUGCUGGUACCCGUGUACCUGGCUGGGGCAGUGGGGCUCAGCGUGGGUUUUGUACUCUUCGGCCUUGCCCUGUACCUGGGUUGGCGCCGGGUCCGCGACGAGAAAGAGAAGAGCCUUCGGGCAGCAAGGCAGCUACUGGACGACGAGGAGCGGCUCACAGCAAAAACCCUUUAUAUGAGUCAUCGAGAGCUACCUGCCUGGGUCAGCUUCCCAGAUGUGGAAAAGGCUGAAUGGCUAAACAAGAUUGUUGCACAGGUUUGGCCCUUCCUGGGCCAGUAUAUGGAAAAACUUCUGGCUGAAACUGUGGCCCCAGCUGUUCGGGGAUCUAACCCUCAUCUGCAAACUUUUACAUUUACACGAGUGGAACUGGGUGAAAAGCCAUUGCGCAUCAUAGGAGUCAAAGUUCACCCUAGUCAGAGAAAAGACCAGAUCUUGCUGGACUUGAACAUUAGCUAUGUAGGUGAUGUGCAGAUUGAUGUGGAAGUAAAAAAAUAUUUCUGCAAAGCAGGAGUAAAAGGCAUGCAGCUACAUGGCAUCUUGCGGGUGAUUCUUGAGCCACUCGUGGGGGACCUUCCUAUUGUGGGAGCUGUGUCAAUGUUCUUUAUUCGACGCCCGACCCUGGACAUCAACUGGACAGGGAUGACUAACCUGCUGGAUAUCCCAGGACUUAGCUCACUCUCUGACACCAUGAUCAUGGAUUCCAUUGCUGCCUUCCUUGUAUUGCCCAACCGACUAUUGGUGCCUCUUGUACCUGACCUUCAAGAUGUGGCCCAGUUGCGUUCCCCUCUGCCCAGGGGCAUUAUUCGUAUUCAUCUGCUGGCUGCUCAAGGGCUGAGUUCCAAGGACAAAUAUGUGAAGGGCCUAAUUGAAGGCAAGUCAGAUCCCUAUGCACUUGUGCGUGUGGGCACCCAGACAUUCUGCAGUCGUGUCAUCGAUGAGGAACUCAACCCUAAGUGGGGAGAGACAUAUGAGGUGAUAGUACAUGAGGUCCCAGGGCAGGAAAUUGAGGUGGAGGUGUUUGACAAGGAUCCAGAUAAAGAUGACUUUCUGGGCAGAAUGAAGCUGGAUGUAGGAAAGGUAUUACAGGCUGGAGUACUGGAUGAUUGGUUCCCUCUACAAGGUGGGCAAGGCCAAGUUCACCUGAGGCUAGAAUGGCUGUCACUUUUGCCAGAUGCAGAAAAACUGGAGCAGGUUCUACAGUGGAAUCGGGGAGUCUCAUCUCGACCAGAUCCCCCAUCAGCUGCCAUCCUAGUUGUCUACCUGGAUCGGGCCCAAGAUCUUCCUCUGAAGAAGAUGAACAAGGAACCCAACCCCAUGGUACAACUGUCAAUUCAGGAUGUGACUCAUGAGAGCAAGACUGUCUAUAGCACCAACAGCCCAGUAUGGGAGGAAGCUUUCCGGUUCUUCCUGCAAGACCCUCGAAACCAGGAGCUCGAUGUUCAGGUGAAGGAUGACUCCAGGGCCCUGACUUUAGGGUCACUAACUCUGCCUCUGGCUCGUCUGCUCACUGCCCCUGAACUUACCCUGGACCAGUGGUUCCAGCUCAGCAGCUCUGGCCUAAACUCCAGGCUCUACAUGAAACUAGUCAUGCGGAUCUUGUACUUGAAUUCAUCAGAAAUCUGCUUUCCCACUGGGUCUGGUUCUUGGGACCUAGACAAUGAGAGCCCCCAGACAGGCAGCAGUGUGGACGCUCCGCCUCGGCCCAGUCACACAACUCCUGACAGCCACUUUGGGACUGAAAAUGUGCUUCGGCUCCAUGUAUUAGAGGCCCAGGACCUGAUUGCCAAAGACCGUUUCUUGGGGGGAUUGGUGAAGGGCAAGUCAGACCCCUAUGUCAAGCUAAAGCUGGCAGGACGAAGUUUCCGGAGCCGUGUUGUUCGGGAAGAUCUCAACCCUCGCUGGAAUGAGGUUUUUGAGGUGAUUGUCACAUCAAUUCCAGGCCAAGAGUUAGAGGUUGAAGUCUUUGACAAGGACUUGGACAAGGAUGACUUUCUGGGCAGAUGUAAAGUGAGUCUCACCGCAGUGCUAAACAGUGGCUUCCUUGAUGAGUGGCUGACCCUGGAGGAUGUCCCAUCUGGCCGUCUGCACUUGCGCCUGGAGCGUCUGACUCCCCGGCCCACUGCUGCUGAGUUAGAGGAGGUGCUACAGGUGAACAGUCUGAUCCAGACACAGAAGAGCGCAGAGCUGGCGGCAGCCCUGCUGUCAGUCUAUGUGGAGCGGGCAGAGGACUUGCCGCUCCGAAAAGGCACCAAACCUCCUAGUACUUAUGCUAUUCUUACCGUGGGAGAGACUGCCCAUAAAACCAAGACUGUUUCCCAAACCUCAGCCCCUGUGUGGGAUGAGAAUGCCUCCUUUCUCAUCAGGAAGCCACACACUGAGAGCCUGGAGUUGCAGGUUCGAGGCGAGGGGACUGGUGCCUUGGGCUCCUUAUUCCUGCCCCUCUCUGACCUCCUCGAGGCAGAUGGGCUCUGCUUGGACCGUUGGUUUGCACUUACCAAUGGUCAGGGGCAGGUGCUACUGAGAGCACAGCUAGGGAUCCUGGCGUCCCAGCACUCAGGAGUGGAAGCUCAUAGCCACAGCUCCAGCCACAGCUCCUCCUCGCUGAGUGAAGCAGCAGAGCUUGGUGGGGGACCCCCUCACAUCACCUCCUCAGCUCCAGAGCUCCGGCAGCGCCUAACACGUGGUGACAGUCCCCUCGAGGCUCCUUCUGGGCCUCUGGGCCAGGUGAAGUUGACAGUAUGGUACUACAGUGAAGAACGGAAGCUGGUCAGCAUUAUUCACAGCUGCCGGGCCCUUCAACAAAAUGGACGGGAUUCCCCUGACCCCUAUGUGUCACUGUUGCUACUGCCAGACAAGAAUCGAGGUACCAAGAGGAAGACCUCGCAGAAGAAGAAGACCCUCAAUCCUGAAUUCAACGAACGGUUUGAGUGGGAACUGCCCCUAGAUGAGGCCCUCAGGCGAAAGCUGGAUGUCUCGGUGAAGUCUAACUCCUCCUUCAUGUCAAGAGAGCGUGAGCUUCUGGGGAAGGUGCAGCUGGACCUGGCUGAGAUAGACCUUUCCCAGGGUGCAGCCCAGUGGUAUGAUCUGAUGGAUGACAAAGACAAGGGCAGCUCCUAGGAGCUGGUGGUGACCAGCCCAACUUGGCUGCCUUCUUGCCUUGCCUCUUACAGCAUCCCCGCCUCCAAUAUGAUGAGCCUAAAGCCAGGGCCCCAGGGCUGAGCCUGUACUCUUCAGCCCUUUUGCCUUUCAGGCCCAUACUAGGGCCUUUGCCUGACCAAAGAGAAGGACCAUAUGUUACCCUUUACUGCAUGGCCUUUAUCCCUUGGGUUCCUGGGGCAGGGACCUGAGCUGACUAUUUCCUGCUCUUUCUGCAUAUUGUUCUCCCUUCCUCCCAACUCCUCAGGGCCUUCUGUACCUGUGCCUGGCCACUGGCAGCACUAGCAGUGGCAUUAGCUUAUGCCAAAUACAGCUUUUGGAAAGAUCUUUCUUCUUUAGCUGGUUGGUCACCUUCUUUGCUACCAUGAUCAGUCAGACAGGAUAGACGUGUGGGAAGGUAGAUAGGCUAAACUCUCAAGCUGUGAGCCUUUUGGACUACUGCAUGUAGCAGAUGUCCAGCAACCUGGGCUCUGUGUCCAGUUCUGUCCUCUCCUUCAUCAAGCCUGCCCUACAAAUACACCUGCUAUAAUUCCUAGCACCAGCCUCCAGAUUCAUUGUCAAUCCAGAACAUGUGGAUUCUACUCAAGCCACCAAGUAGCAAGAUACCAGUCUUGGAGCCCCAAGCUGGUGAUAUGCAGAUGGUCUUAAAGGAUUCGGGACAGCAGGGCCAAUUUUUUGUUCAAGUGCCUAGGUUAUAAACUCAUUGACUAGAACUGAACCUAAUACUCUUAGUUCUGCACCAACUCUGUCAAUCUACUAUCUUAUAUUAAACAUAAUACUCAAACCA